AAGUCAAACAAUCCGGUUGAAAUUUUAGGAUCAGAUGCGGCUGCAUUGAGAACAAGUGCGAAACAAGACGGUGACUAUUAUGUAGUGAAUGGAUCGAAAGCUUUUAUCAGUGGCAGCGGGGAUGCGAAACUUUAUUUGGUUAUGAUGCGACACGAAGGACAAACCGGUCCCAAAGGCAUAUUCUGCCUGGCUGAAAGUUUUUUCCUUUUCAAACGCAUUUCUCUCAUAAUAUUCAUCAAAAUUGCUGUAUUCAUUAGAACUGACUUCAGUGCAUUACUGUAUAAGAUAACGGUUGAAGCUGAUACACCUGGAUUACAUUUAGGCAAGAAAGAGAAGAAACUUGGCUGGAGGUCACAACCAACUCGGACAAUCACUUUCGAGGAUUGUCGUGUGCCUGUGAGCAAUCAAAUCGGCUCCAAAAAUGAAGGUGACUCAAAAAAAAAUCGCUUAUGUUUUUGGCUAUUCGGGCAGAUAACACGUCGGAUUACAGGUUUCAACAUAGCAAUGGCUGGUCUGAACGGUGGUCGUGUGAAUAUCGCAUCGUGUUCGUUAGGUGCCGCACAAAUGAGUUUGGAUUUAGCCAUUGAGCAUUUGCACGUUCGAAAACAGUUCAACAGACAUCUGUCGAAAUUCCAAUGGAAUCAAUUCAAACUCUCCGAAAUGGCCACAAAACUCUUCACCUCAAGACUACUCGUUCGAGACGCCGCACAUCAUCUGCAGGUUGUUCACUAUUUGAGUAUUUCUGCGAACACGAUAAACUUACGAAACGAUUAA
Molecule: messenger RNA, 774 nt
Organism: Anisakis simplex (herring worm)
Lineage: Eukaryota; Metazoa; Nematoda; Chromadorea; Rhabditida; Anisakidae
Source: the annotation of a GenBank genome assembly